AUGGCGCAAGAUCCUAGGCUUAGCAACCUCCUGAAAUGGAGCAUCCAGAACCAGAGCGCGCCCGACGGCACCCCGCCCGAGACACGAACGCCCCUCGACCCGAGCCUAUUGGCGGCUCUAUUCGGCGGGCCAAGCGAGGCCGAGCUCAUGAAGACCGCCAUGGAAGCGAUCACGUCGGAGGACCCCGAGGUGACCUUGGAAUCGAAGCUUGUCGCCUUUGACAACUUUGAGCAGCUCAUCGAGAACCUCGACAAUGCCAACAACAUUGCCAAUCUCGCGGUCCAAAACAACAUCAAAAGCCAGGAGAAAUUUCUUGCCAUGAAUGGCAUCCCCAAGAUCAUUGACAUCAUCCUAGACGACAAGGAAGAUACGGCGGUCAGACGCAAGGCUAUCUAUGCCCUUAGCUCUGCGACCCGGAACUAUCAGGCCGCCAUGGAUCUGUGCACUGGAGAGCUAGAGAAGAGGGGAUAUACUCACGGCACCGUUGAUUCUAUGAAUAUGGAUGCGGUCGAUGUUGUCAUGAACUCCCUAAAAGAGAUUGCCGGAACGUCAUGA
Parascedosporium putredinis is the source of this 555-nucleotide messenger RNA. The record is from the annotation of a GenBank genome assembly. Lineage: Eukaryota; Fungi; Ascomycota; Sordariomycetes; Microascales; Microascaceae.